CAGCUGCAGACGGACGGCAUGAAAACUGCGUGUGGUGGGAGUUCAUCAAAGAAAACAGGACAAUAGCAGACAAAAGGUUCGUGCAGGACGGAUCUUUUCCGGCAGGACUCUGGAGAUUUCUUUUGGAAAGAAAAGCUGCAGCUCUGUCUCCGCCCGUGCAUGUCCCAUCCAGAGGGGCGCAAACCCGCAGCGGAGGGUCGCACCGACUAUCACUGAGCACCGAGAGCCGCCAGGUAGCAGCCCGCCGCCGGCAUGACCCUCACACGGAGCUCCGUCCUCCUCCCCGCCGCCCUCAGCCUGCAGCUCCUGCUGCUCUCCGCCCGCAUGCAGGUCUCUUCAGCUUCGGGACACUUUGAGCUUCAGAUUCUGUCGAUGCAGAACGUGAAUGGGCAGCUUCAGACCGGGGCCUGCUGCGACGGAUCCCGGGACGCAACGGAUCGGCGGUGCACGGCGGACGAAUGUGACACCUACUUCCGCGCGUGUCUGAAGGAGUACCAGCUGAAGGUUUCCUCGGCCGGGCCCUGCAGCUUCGGCGCGGCCUCCACGCCCGUGCUCGGCGGGAAUACCUUUGCUUUACGCAACGCCAAGAGCGACAAAGCCAGGAUCGUGUUGCCGUUCAGCUUCGCGUGGCCGAGGUCGUACACAUUGAUCCUGGAAGCCUUGGACUUCAACAACGACUCUUCCUCCAGCGAAGCUGUUGUGUUUCCAGGCGCCGGCGGGGCGCUGAUCGAGAAGGCCGUCCACUCGGGGAUGAUCAACCCCGGCCGGCUGUGGCAGAGCCUGAAGCACAACGGUCCCGUGGCUCAGGUCCACUUCCAGGUCCGCCUCAGCUGCGACGAGCACUACUACGGCUUCGGCUGCAACAAGUUCUGCCGCCCGCGAGACGACUUCUUCGGCCACUACGAGUGCGACCACAACGGCAACAAGACGUGCCUGGAGGGCUGGUCCGGACCAGACUGCAACACCGCCAUCUGCAGACAGGGCUGCAGUACUGAACACGGAUCCUGUAAAGUCCCUGGAGAGUGCAAGUGUCUGUAUGGCUGGCAGGGGGAGUACUGUGACCAGUGUAUCCCUCAUCCCGGCUGUGUUCAUGGCAGCUGUGUGGAGCCCUGGCAGUGUCUCUGUGACACCAACUAUGGAGGACAGCUGUGUGACAAAGAUCUGAACACGUGUGCGACGCUGCAGCCGUGUCUGAACGGAGGAACCUGCAGCAACACGGGACCGGACAAAUACCACUGCUCCUGUCCCGACGGCUUCUCUGGGGUCAACUGUCAGAGAGCCGACCAUGCCUGUCUGUCCAGCCCCUGUUUGAAUGGAGGGAGCUGUGUGGAGACCAGGACCAGCCAGGGUUUUGAGUGCCGCUGUGCUCCUGGUUGGACCGGACCCUCCUGCUCCAUCAAUGUGGACGAGUGUCUGGUGAACCCCUGCAGUCAUGGAGGAACCUGCCAGGACCUGGUUAAUGGUUUCAAGUGUACCUGUCCUCCUCAGUGGAGCGGGAAGACCUGCCUCAUCGAUGCCAACGAGUGUGACGACAACCCCUGCAUCAACGCCAACUCCUGCCGGAAUCUGAUUGGAGGAUACUUCUGCGAGUGCCUCCCAGGCUGGACGGGCCAGAACUGUGACAGCAAUAUCAACGACUGCCGAGGGCAAUGUCAGAACGGAGCGACAUGCAAGGACCUGGUGAACGGUUUUAAGUGUGUGUGUCCUCUGGGAUUCGGCGGCGAACGCUGUGAGAAAGACGUGGACGAGUGCUCCAGCGGCCCGUGCCUUAACGGCGGCCGUUGCCAUGACGAGAUUAACGGCUUCCACUGUCUGUGUCCACCUGGUUUCUCUGGGAGUCGCUGUCAGUUGGAUAUUGAUUACUGCCUCCACGGUCCGUGUCAGAACGGCGGCCGGUGUUUCAACCUGGCGGCCGACUACGUCUGUCAGUGUCCCGAAGACUACGAGGGGAAGAACUGCUCGCGCCUGAAGGACCACUGCCGCAGCACGCCAUGCAAAGUGAUUGACAGCUGCACUGUGGCGGUGGCGUCCAAUAGCACACCAGGCGGGGUGCGUUUGAUUUCGUCCAACGUGUGCGGCCCUCACGGGCGGUGUCGGAGUCAUCCCGGCGGGCAGUUCAGCUGCGAGUGUGAGGAGGGAUUCACGGGGACCUACUGCCACGAGAAUAUUAAUGACUGUGAGAGCGCCCCCUGUCUGAACGGAGGAACCUGUAUCGAUAAAGUCAGUCAGUAUCAGUGUAUCUGUGCCGACGGCUGGGACAGACCCACCUGCCUGAACAACAUCGAUGACUGCAGCUCUGCUCCCUGUCAGAACCGAGGAGUCUGUCGAGACCUGGUCAGCGAUUUCUACUGUGAGUGUAACGACGGAUGGAAGGGAAAGACCUGUCACUCAAGAGAGAGUCAGUGCGAUGAGGCGACCUGUAACAACGGAGGAACCUGCUACGACGAAGGCGACGCCUUUAAGUGUGCGUGCGCCGCCGGCUGGGACGGAGCCACCUGUAACAUCGCGAAGAACAGCAGCUGUCUGCCGAGUCCCUGUGAGAACGGAGGAACCUGCGUGGUGGACGGAGACUCUUUCAGCUGCGUCUGUAAGGAGGGCUGGGAGGGCGCCACCUGCAGCCACAACGCCAACGACUGCCGCCCUCAUCCCUGUUAUAACAGCGGCACCUGCGUGGACGGAGACAACUGGUAUCGAUGUGAAUGCGCUCCGGGGUUCGCCGGCCCAGACUGCAGGAUCAAUGUCAACGAGUGCCAGUCGUCGCCGUGCGCCUUCGGCUCCACCUGCGUGGAUGAAAUCAACGCUUAUCGCUGCGUCUGUCCACCGGGAAGGAGCGGCUCGCGCUGCCAAGAAGUGUCGGGGAGGCCCUGCGUGGUCGGAGGGCUGGUGGCUCUGGACGGAAACAUAUGGGACGAAGACUGCAACACCUGCCGCUGUCGGGACGGGAGGGUCACCUGCACAAAGCUCCGUUGUGGACCCAAACCCUGCAGCCUCCACAGUCAGGCUCGUGGCUCCGAGUGUCCAGCCGGGCAGACCUGCGUCGCCGUGCUGGACGAACGCUGCUUCGUCAAGCCCUGUCCCAGCCAGGGGGAGUGCUGGAGCCCCGCCCACCGGGCCCCGCCCACAGCCAGGUGUCACCCAGAGAGCGACUGCGCCAACGUCACCUUCACCUUCAACAAGGACGUCAUGACAAGGGGUGUGACGGUGGAGCAGGUCUGCCGAGACCUCAGGAGCCUCUACGUCGUCAAGAAUCUGUCCACCGACUCCUCCGUCUCCAUGAGCUGCGAGCCGUCGCUCGGCGCCAACAACGAGAUCCACGUCGCCAUCUCGACAGAGGACCGCAGGAGAGGAAUGACCUUCGUCAAGGAGAUCACAGACCGGAUCAUGGAUCUGGUCAGCAAGAGGAGCGCCAACAGCAGCAUCAUUAGCGCCAUCGCCGAGGUUCGCGUCCAGAGACGACAGAGCCACAACUCCGACGCAGAUCACCUCGUGCCCCUGCUGGUGUCCGUGCUGAUCGUGGUCUGGGCGUUGGUGAUCGCCUCGAUGUUGCUGUGGUGCGUCAGGAGGCGGAGGAAGCAGAGCGCCCACGCCGCGGUCGGCACGCAGCCGUCGUCGUCGUCUUCGGCUCCCGCGGCGGAGGACAACAACGCCCUCCAGAACAGCGUCAGCGCCGCCCGCGAGCAGCUCAACCACAUCAAGAACCCCAUCGACAAAAACCCACCGAACCACCACCUCCACCACCACCCCCACCUCCUCCAUCACCACCUCUGCGAGGACAAGAACUCCGUCAACGCCAAGAUCAGAAGGUCAGACACGGGAAGCCAAUCGGACGAGGACGAGAUGGACAAGAGGGUGCAGAAGGCGAGGUUCCCUCGGGCGCCGCCGGCGUACUCGCUGGUGGACUGGGAGGAACGACCCCCCUGCCGUACGCCGGGCCAGCCCCCACACUGGACUAGCAAACGGGACAACAGGCAGCUGCAGUCACAGAGCGUCAACAGGAUGGAGUACAUCGUGUAGCCGGCAGGACUCCGAGUGACUCCACAGUCCUUCUGCUUGUCGUCUUUUUUUUAUCCAGAUUUGGAUUUUGCUGUUUAAUUUAUGUUCUGACUGACGCUGGUCUCAACGGUCCACUGCGGUUGGCUGGUUCUCCGGUUUCGUGGACUGCCUGAAUCUGGACGAUCGGUUUGUUUCGUUUAACGGUGAGUUCUGUGUUGGAACGAGCCGCUGCCUUGUGGCGCCCGACGACUUUGGGAAGAAGAAAAAAAUAUUUAUUUUGUUUUUUGGGUAAAUUUGAGUCGAUAUGAAGAAUCGUCCGUGUGGAAUGUUUCUGUAAAGACGUGUAAAUAAUUUUCUAAUUAAUCAUUGUGUAUAUUUGAUUUAUUAACUUAAUCGUUGAGAGCCUUAAGAUAUUCCUCUCUUUAUUUAUGAGAAUCGUUUUGAGUCGAAGGUUUGAAGCUUUGUAAGCUCACGACUUCUUGAUGGAAAGAAGUUUUUUUAAAUACGUUUUUUUCGUCAACGCCAGAAGUGUUCUUGAAAGAAUAGUUUAUUUUUAGCCUUUUGGAUUCUGGCAUUUUUGUGCCUCAACUAAAUGUUUUUGUACGUUGUCUGUUUGGCAGGAUGUUCAGUUGUAAGUAGUUUACAUGUAAAUGGAGGGGGGGGGGGUGGAUGCUGGGUGGUUUGGUCAGAUUUAGCUGCUGCAGGGUCUUUUUAUACAAACCAACAUGGUGUGUGUGUGUGUGUGUGUGUGUUUGAAGGGCUGUUUGAGGUUUCAGGGUUUCAGUCUUGGUUUGAAGGGUCAGGUUUCGAUCAGGCAUUUAGCUGUGAUGGUUCUGGUUAGGGGCUGUGGAACACAUUAUGUCAAUGAGGGUCCUCAGAGGGAUAGAAGUGUGUGUGUGUGUGUGUGUGUGUUUGUGUGUCUUUCAGCUCUCCCAGGUACCGCCCUCCCGCUGUGAUUGGUCACACCGGUGUUCAGAGAGAUGCAGUGGGGUCCAGUGGGCCGUUUAGCAGCUUUCAGCCUGCGUGUUGCUAACAUACUCGGCUCGUGGUGACCGGGAGCGGUAGUCUGACUCCCUUUCCGAGGGAGGAUUCUGCUUUUGCUACUGAAAAGAAAUUCUUCAAGGGACGCAACUUGUUUUGUAGUGAUUUUGUAUAUUUUGUAAAAUAAGAGUGUAACAGGCUUUGGAUCCUGUUUCAUGUGUUUGUAACAAUCUGAAUGAUCAAACCUGCGUACAUAAAGGGGCCCUGUGGAGUUUUCUUAUCAAGUUGUUGCUCAUCAAACCACAUCGUGUCGAGCAAACGUGUCGAAUCCUCAUUAAACAUUCACAGAUUUUAUUUUUAAGCAUUUGAAAUCCUCCUUGUUCAUCCACGUUCAGCAGAUUCAAGUCUUCUUCCCUUCCUGUGCGAGCACAUUGCUGCGUUUCUUAGCGAGUUAGCGCCACCUGUUGAUCAGUGUGACAGCACUGGUGGGAAUCUGGAUCCUCGUGCUCCACGACGCUACGAGAUGUCUAAAACUCCACGGGGGCCUUUCAGGAAGUACUUGAAGAGAGGCUUCAGCAAACACUGUAGAGCUGUCAUGUGACGAGUUGCCUGUUGUUGGUUGGAGGAUAAAAUAAGGCUGUGAACCAGGUGUGAUGAAGGUCGUCAGCCCCUUUAGUUUAUGAUAAAGGAAUAAAAACGAUGUUUUUCUCGCACAUUUCACUUCAGUGUUUUUUGGACCUUGAGAAAUAAAAGUCUUUGUUUGU
Molecule: messenger RNA, 5738 nt
Organism: Chelmon rostratus (copperband butterflyfish)
Lineage: Eukaryota; Metazoa; Chordata; Actinopteri; Chaetodontiformes; Chaetodontidae
Product: protein jagged-1a-like
Exons: 26
Coding region: 253-4014 (1253 amino acids)
Biological process (GO): heterophilic cell-cell adhesion; multicellular organism development; Notch signaling pathway
Cellular component (GO): plasma membrane; protein-containing complex
Molecular function (GO): calcium ion binding; Notch binding
Source: RefSeq, a predicted model, not a curated record